AUGAAGACUCUAUUUCUGUUGGCACUGCUUGGCUUUGUACUGGCCUUCAGUUUGGCUAUUCCAUUCAACGGAGAUACUUCUGAAGCAUAUAAUGCGGAAAUCAACGAUCUUGCGAGGGACGUCCAACCGGACGAAAAAGAAGGGUGCGAAACAGACGUAGCUUGUUAUAUGUUACUGAUAUAUUUUCAAAGAAAGUUAUGACAGUUCUGUAAUAGGUCGAAAUGUUCUCAUGUUCAAUUGCAUUAUUUGUAUGUUUCCUUUUUUUGUUGCUCUACAAACAGUCCACGGCUGUAGGUCUUUAGCUAGUGAUUACAUUGAGUUAAAAUUGUUGAGACUCUAACAUAGGAUACAAACAAACAAAAAGGCUUUGUCAAAACAAUUUUUUUCUGAACGUUUUUCAUCCAGAAAGUUACUAGUUAGGGCAGUUUUCUGUUCAUGGACUAUCUUAUAGUGUAUAGUGCAUAUGUAUUUUGUUAAAUCUCCAGCAAAAACAAGGAUAAUUCGGUAUUGUAACAUAAAUGAUAUAUAUAAAAACUUCUUUGACUUGAUCUCCAACGAAGCACAUACAUAAUGAUUUUGGCUGUAGGUGCCUAUGUUGGUCUGCCAAGUUCACUACGCAGCCUUGUUUAAUUGUCGGUAAAUCACAAUAAUUAUAGCUUUUGCCCGAUAGCAAAACCAAAAGGUAUAGGUUUACAGCUUGAUUAUUUGGAUGAAUGAAUACAGUUUGCGACAAGCAAUGGAAAAAACUUUCCAAUUAAUACAAAAAUGAAAUAUCAUGCCAAAUAUUGAAUAUGGAAUAUCAAUUUCAUUUGCCUAAAUACAGGAACAAAAAUUUGAACCAGCGAAAUGAAAACGAAGAAGACGAAGAAGACGAUGACGAAAACGUUUAUGCUGUACGGCAAGUAGACGAUGAUGACGAAGAAGGGGAGAACGAAUAUGAGAAUGAAAACGCUUUGAUCAAUCCAGGAAAUGAAGCUGAAGAUCCUAUCUGGCCUCUUCUCAUUGGUCGCGCAGUAUUUCGACGUUUCCGCCGCCGACGUAGAGGGCGGCGCGGAGGUUGGCGCCGCCGACGCGGAGGCCGUCGCGGGGGU
Molecule: messenger RNA, 1091 nt
Organism: Porites lobata
Lineage: Eukaryota; Metazoa; Cnidaria; Anthozoa; Scleractinia; Poritidae
Source: the annotation of a GenBank genome assembly